AUGCUUAAAGCAUUUGCUUCAAGAGCUUUGAUCAAUAGCAACAUUUCCUCAAUAGGAAGUUUGCAAAUAAGUAGAACAAUAAAGACACAAAAUUUACCAAAAGAAUCAAAUGAAGAUUUUGAACUCAUUUAUAAAUUACCUUUUAUAAGACAUGCAACAGUACUUAAUAAAUUAAAAAUACUGCAAGGUAUAGUAACAAUGGUUAGUAUCCCUGGAUGUGCCAUAUUGCAACAAUUGAAUUUUGCUUCACUAGACCAUUUAUAUGUAAUUUCUUCAGUAGGAAUAACCGGUUGCAUCACUUUGUCUAUCGCUGGAGCCUUUGCAACAAAUUUAGUUGGAUUAAUUCAUUUAAAUGCCGAUAAAAGUAUAGUCAAAGUUGCAUAUCUAGAUUAUUGGGGUGAACGAAGAAAUAUUGAAAUACCUGUAACAGAUAUUGUACCAGGAUCUGAAAUUAAAUCAAACAGGAUAUUUAGUUACCUGAAGAGAUAUUCCACCAAUCAAAGUUUAAAACUUGUUAAAAAAACUGCUAUUUAUGAUGUGAAUGCCUUUGAAGAAAUUUUUGGUGUUAUAUAA
This is a messenger RNA of Ctenocephalides felis (cat flea), 573 nucleotides long. RefSeq names its product transmembrane protein 186. The coding region runs from base 1 to 573 and encodes 190 amino acids. The transcript has 2 exons. The record is from RefSeq and is a predicted model, not a curated record. NCBI's taxonomy places the organism in Eukaryota, Metazoa, Arthropoda, Insecta, Siphonaptera, Pulicidae. Gene Ontology annotation, cellular component: mitochondrion.